This is a messenger RNA of Colossoma macropomum (tambaqui), 517 nucleotides long. RefSeq names its product suppressor APC domain-containing protein 1-like. NCBI's taxonomy places the organism in Eukaryota, Metazoa, Chordata, Actinopteri, Characiformes, Serrasalmidae. The coding region runs from base 1 to 366 and encodes 121 amino acids. The record is from RefSeq and is a predicted model, not a curated record. The transcript is spliced from 4 exons.
AUGGCGUCCUACACAGUGGUCGUGGUCCCUCUACGGAGCAGCAUCAACAGCCUGGAUGCCUUGCGAUUCUUCCUCUGGGUGAAGAAACUGCAGGAGCUGGAGAGGGAGAGGGACUCUCUGUGGAUGGGUCUGCAGGCUCUGGAGCAGGCCCGGGCCUGGCUGUGCUAUAAAAUGGAGCAAAACAAGCAACCGUGGGGCCUAAGCCCUGCAGCUCUGUGGGCUCAGUUGCAGGGAGUAAACAGGACACUGCACAGUGUGACGUAUGACCCCCACUUUCCAGCACAGACAGCCCUCAGGAGUCCGAGGAGUCGAGGCACACCAAAUUUCCAAAGCUUGUACAGGAGACACUGUGAUGGACAGUUUUGAUGGACCAAUGACGUCACUGCCAGAUCAACAUAAAAGUGUUAAUUCUUCAUUCUGUUAUCUAAAAUGUUGGUCAUUUUCACUUACAAUCAAAUGUUUGCAGUAAAAUUAUACACCUCCGAUUUAUAAUGGUAGCACUUGUUAAUAUGGAAAU